Messenger RNA from Papilio polytes (common Mormon), 3637 nucleotides. RefSeq lists its product as uncharacterized. Gene Ontology annotation, cellular component: nucleus. The transcript is spliced from 9 exons. Bases 361 to 3507 code for a protein of 1048 amino acids. The record is from RefSeq and is a predicted model, not a curated record. Gene Ontology annotation, biological process: regulation of gene expression. NCBI's taxonomy places the organism in Eukaryota, Metazoa, Arthropoda, Insecta, Lepidoptera, Papilionidae.
UAGAGUUUAUAUAAAUUGUCGAAAAGCUUUAUUUUGAAUUUGGGAGUGUGUAUUCGUUGUUGUGUUGAAUACCCGCUAUCCAUUGAAAUAAGCUAGUUAGUAGUGAACGUGGAACGGGUAGCUGCCGAGGCUGUCGACAGCGCAACGCAGGCGGGACGGCCUCUUGUGUCUCAAUCACAUUAUUAUUUCAAUAUACAGUUAUACCAAAUAAAUGUUACUGAAUACAGACGAAUUUAAAUAAAUUGGAUUAAAAAUACGCCGGUUCAGAUUGUUUACUUUCACAAAAAAGCAAAUCAACCUUUUUGAAAAUAUAGCUUUCAGUAUAAGUGAUCGGUGUCACAUGGAAUGUAGUUGGACAAAAUGAAUGGGGGAGUCAAUGGCAGUAUGGAGGAAGUUAUGGAACUAUCACAUCCUACUUCCCCCAAGGGUAAGGAGCUCAUUUGUGAAGAUAAUGAACAGGACAAUUGCAGUGAGAAGGGCAGCAGCACCGAGUCACGCAAUCAUGUCAACACUGCUGAUGAAAGCACUAUGGAAGAUACAAUAUCUUGCUCAAUAGAGGAUGACAGUGAAAGCAGUGAUAAACUAUGUGAUGUUAGUAUGCCAAAUACAGAAGAAGGAGAAGAUUCUCAAGAAAGUGAAUGUCCUAUUGAAAACCACUGUACCACUAGUGCUGAAGUAAGCCCGGCUGCCGCAGAUACUGAAUCCACUAGAUCUGCUGAUAUAGAGAAUGGUAAAUAUGAAUAUGAAAACAGUGAGACAGAGGAAUUGCCACAUUCAAAUGACAUAGAAGACAAGGAAAUAAGUAAUGAUGUGAAAACUGAAAAAGAGUCAUUAGAUGAAGAUACAACAGUGUCAACAGAAGAGAAGUCUGAAGAUGCAAGUUUAAGUUCAGAUAUACAAAAUGACACUUGUGAUGAUGACUCCUCUAAGGAAAAUGAUACAAAGUUACAAGAAAAUGAUGUAGAAAAUAACAUGGUAGAAAGUAAAGAGAACAUUAAUAGUAAAAAUGGCGAAACCCAAGAUACCUUAACCUUUCAAGGGAUAGAUGGAAUUGAAGAUGCUGAAGUUAUCAUAGAAAAUAAUAUUAAAAUACCAUCUCCUGAGAAUAAAGUACAGUUACGUAGGAGCAGUAGGGCUAUCAAAAGAAAGAGAUAUGAUGAUGAUUUGGAAAAUGGCAACGAUCUCUCAGAUGGAGCAUCCUUAGAAGACAAUUUGAGACGCAAGACUCGACCAAUCGUAAUUAGUGACCCUAAAUCAUUGGUACAAAUGGCUGCAAAACAAAUGAGAAAUGUAUCAAGUCAUCAAAAGAAAGAAACAACGGUUGUUAUCUUGGAUACAAAUACUAUUACAAAACCAAUACCUAUUAAAAACGCAAGUAAUCUCUUAAGUGCACAUAGUUACAUGAAUUAUGUAGGACGGGGUACAUCUAUCACCCCUGUCAGUGCUAAAAGUGCUGCAUCUCUACAGAGCAGUUCUUCAAGCAGCGCACAACCUAUAAUAUUGCCUUCACUUACAGAUGAUAUGUUUGUUGUUGAGGCGCCAUCCUUCAUUGUACCUUAUGUCUAUGAAAAACCAUCAAUAAAGCCUUUUAGAGAGUUUGUUGAUUUGAUGGGGAUUGAAUUAGAGCAAGAGAAAUCCAAGGAAGAGAAAGAUAAGGAGGAAGAUAAAGAAGAAGAUAAAGUAGAAAAUGAAGAAACAAAAGAUGUGAAGGUGGAGGAUGUGGAGAAGAAAACUGAAGAGGAAGAUAUAGCUGAAGAAGAGAAAGAUGCUGAAAAAGAAGAAUUGAAAGAAGAGGAUAUUGAGAAAGAAGACAAAGAAGAGAAAAAGAAAAUCAAAGAAGAAAAGAAAGCAGAAAAAAGAAAGAGGGGAAAUGAUGAUGAUGAUGAUGCAUCUUGGGAUGGUGAAAGCUCCACAGAGUCUGAUGAUGAAGCAGGCAGUGAUGAUGACGAAAAAACAGUAGUGAUCAAAGACAAGGCAGAUUUAAAUGAUGAACUUAAAGACGUCACCAGGUUACCUGUAGACAAGGUUGUUUGUGGAAAAUCUGAUAAUUAUUUUGACUGUUCUCUUGGUAAGUUCUUUAUGGAUAUCGGUCUUAAUCUGGUCCAAGAAUUUGUACAAAACGAUUUACUGAAGCAGCAAAAUAGAAAGCUGGCUAGAGAGAAAAGAGCAGGACAUAGUACAAGGGCCACGGAAUCUUCUAUCGCGUCUUUAACGAAAAACUUAGAGAUAAGCCAAGAAAAGAACAGUCCUUAUAGAUAUAAACAAAAUAAAUGUGAAUUUUGUAGUUUUAAAUCGGAAUCAAUGUUAAUUAUGUUGCACCAUCUGGAGACACCGCAUAUGAAAAACAGUGUCUAUAAGUGUAACUAUUGUUCAUUUGAGAUACGAAGUCCACAUGACAUAUUGUAUCAUAUGGAGGCUGAGCACAAUGUGCGCGGCAAGCUGGAGAGAGCGCCCGCAUACCACCAGUGCGCCAACUGUCCCUUCGAGGACAAUGGCAAGGGAAAACUGGCAAGACAUCUCCUACCCUGCUCGAGGAAGUUCAAACCGGAAACCAAUUUAGCACCACCUAUUGAAUGGGAGCCUCCAGCUAAAAUACCAAAGAUAACGCGAUCGCGCAACAAUAUGAUGGGUACAUACCAGACGGCGUUCAACCGCGGCGGUAUGGGCAUGCGCACGCCUAUGCCUGGAGGGUUGACGUCAGUGGGCGGGGCAGGGGCGUACAGGCCGCGCGGCCGCAGCCCCCUGCUGCCCGCCGCCCGCGCCUCCCUCCCCACUCCCCUGCUCCGUGGCGGCGCCAUCAUACGACAAGGCACACCUUCACUCAUACCUACGAACUUUGCUGUGAAUAACAAGGGUGGAAAAAGCAUGCAGCAUCCGUCGAUCUCAAUAACACCAUUGCCACGGCAGCCGCUGCCAGUUCAGCCCCAGCCGGCGCACCAGAACAAGGGCACCUUCGUCAUCUGCGAAAUCUGUGAUGGUUAUAUUAAAGACCUGGAACAGCUCCGGAAUCACAUGCAGUGGAUACACAAGGUCAAGAUUCAUCCCAAGAUGAUAUAUAACAGGCCACCCCUGAACUGCCAGAAGUGUCAGUGUAGAUUCUUUACAGACCAAGGACUUGAGAGACAUCUUCUGGGGUCACAUGGUCUUGUUACCAGCUCUAUGCAGGAGGCCGCCAAUAAGGGGAAAGAUGCUGGUAGAUGUCCAGUAUGUGGACGGGUAUACCAAUGGAAGUUGCUCAAUCAUGUUGCCCGGGAUCACAAUUUGACAUUGAAACCGGCACAUUUGUCAUACAAGUGUACAGUUUGUACCGCUACCUUUGGCAUGUACAAGCAGUUUGAGAGUCACGUGUACUCGGCGCACAGUGUUGUCGCGAAGCGUGUUAUGGAUAGAAGCAAAAUGGCACCAACAAAGCCCACCAAUGAAUCAUUACUGAAACCACUCAAAAUCAACGAUGAAAUAACUAUAAUACCACAAUCUGCGAAAGCCGCCGCAGCUAAACAGAAAUAAAGAUUCGAGGAAAGCGCGUGGCUGCCUGCGGCGUACGGUAGAGUACAUUCCCAAAUUAGAAUUAUAAUUUAAAUCAAUUGAAAUAUAUUAUAAAGCAAGCGUUACAAAGAAAAUGUUUUCCAAAAUACAA